AUGAGUGGAUGGACAGGAACUGUUUGUAAUAUAGAUGUUGAUGAAUGUGCAAGUAAUCCAUGUCAACACAAUGGAACGUGUAAUAACUUGCGAAAUGAGUAUUCCUGUAACUGUGUUAACGGCAGAGAAGGAGAUUACUGUCAAAUCGACAUCAAUGAAUGUGUCAGUAAUCCAUGUCAGAACUCAGCUACAUGUGUUGAUGGUUUGGAUGGAUAUACUUGUAAUUGUUAUCCAGGCUUUACAGGGACAUUCUGUGAAACAGAUAUUAAUGAAUGUGCUAGUAAUCCCUGUUUGAAUGGUGGUACUUGUACUGAUAUGGUGAACAGAUUUUCAUGUUCUUGUCAUUCUGGAUGGCAGGGUUUAACCUGCCACCAAGAUGUGAAUGAAUGCGUCAGUAAUCCAUGUGCUAAUGGUGCUACUUGUAAUAAUGGUUUCAAUUCAUGGAGUUGUAACUGUUCACCUGGAUGGACAGGAUUACGCUGUCUGGACGAUUUUGAUGAGUGUAGUAGCAGUCCCUGUCAAAAUGGAGCUACAUGCCUUAAUGGAGUUAAUAAAUAUGUCUGUAUGUGUCCAGCGGGCUGGACAGGACUCACCUGUAACACAGAUGUUGAUGAGUGUCUUAGUACACCUUGUAUCAAUGGUGCAACCUGUCAUAAUGGACAAAAUCACUAUAGCUGUACUUGUUUACCUGGAUGGGAAGGAAUUAACUGUCAAAGAGAAAUCCAUGAGUGUUCUAGUAAUCCAUGCCGUAAUGGUGGUACUUGUAAUGAUAUAUUUAAUGGUUACACCUGUGAUUGUAUUCCUGGUUAUGCGGGUACCAACUGUCAACAAGAUAUUGAUGAAUGUGCUAGCAGUCCUUGUAGGAAUGGUAUUUGUGUCAAUCUUUUGAACAGAUAUACAUGUUCCUGUCCAGCAGGGUGGACUGGAAUCAACUGUGAUAUUGAUAUUGACGAGUGUUCUACAUUACCAUGUCAGAAUGGUGGCACUUGUAAUAAUGGACAGAAUAUGUAUACAUGUACUUGUGCAAAUGGAUGGGCUGGCACCAAUUGUAACCAAGACGUCAAUGAGUGUUCCAGUAAUCCAUGUCAAAAUGGUGGUACAUGUAACAACGGUGUACAAGUAUAUAGUUGUAACUGUCCUUCUGGAUAUCAAGGUGUCAACUGUGAAAUAGAUGUUGACGAGUGCAAUAGUAAUCCCUGUCAGAAUGGUGGCACUUGCACAAAUGGUCGUGGGAGAUAUGACUGUACCUGUCCCAUUGGAUGGUCAGGCCCUCAUUGCCUUGAUGAUAUCAAUGAAUGUGCAAGCAAUCCAUGUCAGAAUGGUGCCCAGUGUCGAGACUCUUUUAAUAAAUUCAUCUGUGAUUGUACACCUGGAUGGCAUGGUACUUUCUGCACACUAGAUGUGGAUGAAUGUGCCAGUAAUCCUUGUAUUAAUGGAAUGUGUCAGGACAGUUUAAAUGCCUAUAUUUGUUCAUGUAAUUUUGGUUACACUGGUAGCAGAUGUGAGACUGAAAUCAAUGAAUGUUCUAACAACCCAUGUCAGAAUAAUGGUAGAUGUACUGAAGGUAUCGGCUAUUAUAUUUGUGAAUGCCAGUCUGGUUUUAUUGGAGCUAGCUGUGAAACAAACAUUGAUGACUGUUUCUCUCACCCAUGUCAAAAUGGAGGUGUAUGUAGUGACUCAAUUGAUGCUUAUUCCUGUCAAUGUGCACCAGGCUGGACAGGAACCAACUGUGAGCUAAAUAUAGAUGAAUGUAAUUUCAAUUUCUGUUACAAUGGUGGUACAUGUUUAGAUGGUAUUAAUACAUACAUGUGUCUAUGUAUGCCUGGAUAUCAAGGAAAAAACUGUGAGAUUGACAUUGAUGAGUGUGACAACAAUCCCUGUCUGUAUGGUGGAGUAUGUUUACAAGGUGUCAACUCUUAUGAAUGUGUGUGUCCCAUGGGAAAAGAAGGACAAAACUGUGCUUCAGAUGUUAAUGAAUGUGCCAGCUCUCCAUGUCAGAACAAUGCAUAUUGUACAAAUGGUGACAACAAAUUUACAUGUACAUGCUUAGCUGGAUGGACUGGUGCAGUGUGUGAUAUAAAUAUAAAUGAUUGUGUUCCCAAUCCUUGUAAGAAUGGUGGAUACUGUACAGACAAUGUAAAUUCCUAUACAUGCCAGUGUGCGGAGGGAUGGGAUGGACUUUACUGUGAUAUACGUGUUGGAUGUAGACAUGACUAUGAGAUCCCGGAGUGUGAUAAAAUCACUAUAACUACCCCAAACUACCCGUCUAACUAUGAUAAUAAUGCUGAUUGUUUAUGGCAUGUAUCGGCAGAGCAAGGUCACAGAAUAGUUGUAGUGUUUGUUACCCUUGACACAGAAGCUGGGUACGACAUUUUAGAAAUCGGGCAUGGUUUGUACGCGACUCUGCCGAAUACAAGACUGCUUAGUGAAUCCGGUACCGAACUUCCGGAUCAGUUUACAUCAUCAUAUAGUAAUCUGUGGGUUACGUUUGUGUCUGAUGCCAGUAAGAAUGGAAGAGGAGUUAAAAUAGAAUUCCAAGAUGAAUGCAUAGAUAAAUGUUCAAGUGUUCCAUGUUUGUAUGGUGGAACGUGUGUUUCUACUGGUAAUACCUAUCAAUGUCAGUGUGUGACUGGCUAUACAGGAACAAACUGUGAAACUAUAGUUGGUAAUGGUUGUACAACAAGUCCUUGUUUGAACAGUGGUACAUGUAUAACUACUGGUAAUGGUUAUACUUGUAAUUGUAAUACAGCAUAUACAGGACAGAAUUGUGAAAUUCUUAUGUCCACAUGUUCUUUAGAUACUUGUAAGAACGGUGGUACUUGUUAUGUGGAAAAUGUGCGACAGUAUUGUGUGUGUACAGCUGGCUUUACUGGGACAUUCUGUCAAACAGAUAUUAACGAGUGUACUGACUCUCCAUGUGCUAGUGGGUCAACAUGUGUCAAUAUAAAUAAUGGCUUCCUGUGUUUGUGUGAAGAUGGAUUCGAAGGAGAUCUAUGUAACCAAGACAUAAAUGAAUGUGCUUCAGAUCCGUGUCAAAAUGGCGGUACAUGCACUAAUGGAAGAGAUAUGUUUAGGUGUGCAUGUGUAACAGGAUACAGCGGUGAAUUGUGUGAUCAAACUCCUACAGUCAUUGAUACUGGUGCCAGUGCAGCUGAUGAUGAAACACAACUAGAAGUAUAUUGGAUUGUCAUUAUUGUUAUCCUUUCAGUAGCUUUCUUAUUUACUCUGUUUGCUCUCCUGUACUAUAAGUGUAAGCCAAAAGAUCGGAGUCUACUUUAUGAUGCAGAGGAAGCUGCUAAGAGACAUAGAGAAGCCAAACUAAGCGAUUCAUAUGACAGAUCAGCAAACAAUUCUGUAAAUAAAGCGAAAGAAGUCAAUAAUCAUGAAAAUGAGUACGGAUUCAUCCCACCCCAUGGAGGUAGCAGGUCUACAGUGGCUGAAAUUAACAGUUAUGAAAAUCCAUGGCCAGUCAGUACCGAAGAUUUUGAACAACCCAGGACAUCUUUGUAA
This is a messenger RNA of Saccoglossus kowalevskii, 3510 nucleotides long. RefSeq lists its product as uncharacterized. The record is from RefSeq and is a predicted model, not a curated record. Gene Ontology annotation, molecular function: calcium ion binding. Gene Ontology annotation, cellular component: protein-containing complex; plasma membrane. NCBI's taxonomy places the organism in Eukaryota, Metazoa, Hemichordata, Enteropneusta, Harrimaniidae. Gene Ontology annotation, biological process: heterophilic cell-cell adhesion; establishment or maintenance of epithelial cell apical/basal polarity.